AUGCACAAAACAGGGCCUAUAGCCGCUGCAGAAUAUGUACGCCGGACAAAGCUUUCGAAGACUCAGGGCUCUAACAUCAUCACAAAGACGAUAUGCAGUGACAGGGGCAAGGUCAUCGAGCUCGGCAAAAUUAAGGUGGAUAUUAUGAAUCGCUUCCCCUAUCCGCUCGAUAUCAGCUCCUGGGCCGUCCACGAGGCUGCAUCAGCCAAAGCCGCUGUAGGUGCACAGCCAUCGCACGCCAGAAAAUAUGUUGACACGGUCAGCGUCAUCACAUGGAAUCUUCGUCAUCAUACCGAGCUUGAGCUCAGUAAGAUGGGGGUAAUGAAGAACGGCAACCUUGAGUCCGUCUGGACGAAGAGUAGAUACGGUUCGGGUCACGUUCAAGCACUGAGACUUGAGGGUAAGGCAGGCCUGAGACAUGGCGGACCUAAAGGCGUGUGGGCUCAUCUGGGGUCGAAAGACCGCAAGAUCACCAAGUUAGCCGCAGAGGACUCCCUGAAGCUCGAGGUCAGCAUCCUGGUCAAUGGCCUCGACAUGGACAGGAUCAGUCGGCUACCGGACCUGAAAGAUCUCCAUGUCUUUACACUGGACCACCACGACGACCCAGAUACUACCAAAGGGCUACUGUUCGCCUGUGCGAACGUGUUCUGUCCAGACUGAUUGAAUACAUCUGCUCUCAUAUUUCAGAAAAAACGGCAGAUGAGCAACCUUCAAAUUGAUCGUCUUUGAUACACGACUUGUAGCUAUCAUAACACCUGAAGCGGAGAUUUAGUUAACGAUUACCUACAUUGUAG
Molecule: messenger RNA, 794 nt
Organism: Boeremia exigua
Lineage: Eukaryota; Fungi; Ascomycota; Dothideomycetes; Pleosporales; Didymellaceae
Exons: 1
Coding region: 1-660 (219 amino acids)
Source: RefSeq, a predicted model, not a curated record